Molecule: messenger RNA, 982 nt
Organism: Papaver somniferum (opium poppy)
Lineage: Eukaryota; Viridiplantae; Streptophyta; Magnoliopsida; Ranunculales; Papaveraceae
Product: acyl-CoA C20 Delta5-desaturase-like
Exons: 5
Coding region: 1-669 (222 amino acids)
Biological process (GO): lipid metabolic process
Cellular component (GO): endoplasmic reticulum membrane
Molecular function (GO): oxidoreductase activity, acting on paired donors, with oxidation of a pair of donors resulting in the reduction of molecular oxygen to two molecules of water
Source: RefSeq, a predicted model, not a curated record
AUGGGGCAUACAAAGGUUGCACAAUCUUUUGAGAUAUUCAAAGCUGCUUUUCUGAGGAUUGAUUUGGAUAAUUACAAGGGAGACCCAACGUUUUGGGUAAGCGUUCAUCGGUACCACCAUCAGUUCACAGAUACUGAUCGAGACCCACAUAGUCCAAUCGAGGGGUUUUGGUUCAGCCAUAUCAAUUGGGUUUUUCAUCACAACUAUCUUUGGGAAAAGUGCGGAAAAUCAAACAAUGUAAUGGAUCUAAAAAAGCAAGUCUACUACAGGUUUCUUCGGAGAACACACGCACUUCAUCUUCUCGGACUUGCACUUUUGUUGUACGUUGCAGGAGGCUUACCACACCUUAUCUGGGGAAUGAGUGUGAGACUAGCAGUCAGCCACCAUGGCACAUUCGUGGUGAAUUCAGUUUGCCAUACAUGGGGGAAAAGACCAUGGAAUACCAAAGACUUAUCUAAGAACAACUGGAUGGUGGGAUAUUUAGCAUUCGGAGAAGGUUGGCACAACAACCAUCACGCCUUUCAGUACUCUGCUCGGUUAGGGCUUGAAUGGUGGCAGCUCGACAUUCCUUGGUACUUCAUAAAGCUUCUCGAGUAUCUUGGAUUAGCAACAAAUGUUAAAGUUCCUACGGAGACUCAGAAAAGAAAAUACUCCUCAACAAACCCAUAAUUAAUACAAAAUCUAUAUAUGGAUACUUCAGGACUUAGUGAGUGCUACUUCUCCCCAGGAUGGUUUGCAGGUUUGCUUAUUGCAAUAAGGUAUGCGUGAGAUUCAAUUAGUAUUAAUACAGUGAUUAAAACCUAGUUUCCUUCAAAGUGUGUGUGUAAUGUUCUGUUGAUUUAAAUUACUGGUUGUAAUCAUGUUUAUUUAAUACCAAAAACAACUGGGCACUUGAAUAUGUAGGCGUGUCUUACUUAGGAACAAUGGUGUCUAUUUGGAUACUCUCAAUGUGUGUGACCACCCAGAUUCCAGAAGGUUUUGA